CAGGGUUGCGCUUUCAAAGUUAUUGACAGUCGACGGACGGCAUUGUCACAUUUAUCAAUUAUUGCAUAAAAAUGGCGUCUACUGGAGAAGAAGAAAACGUUUUACAAGAAAAUUCUGGACGACGUACUCGUUCAAGCAGACGUGUUUCUGGUUCCCAACCAGCCUCUUCACCAGUGGCAAGAUCCACCAGACGUACGAAGAAACAAGAACAGUUGACUGAACAAGACGAAUUAAUACAAGAUUCAACAGACGUCGAACAAUCGAAUAUAAUACAAGAAAUGUUGUCAGAGGCAGCUCAGGGAAAUUUAGUUGACUCUGCAGAGAGACAACAGAACGCUUCGCCUCAACACCAGGUAGAACAGGAAAUAGUUGAGGAAGAUAUAGUCGAGGAAGUUAUCUCAACUGAGGGUGAUGAAUGCGUGGUUUAUGAGGAACAUGUGCUUGAGGAAAUCUAUGAGAAUAUCAACGAAGAAAAUCACGAAAAUAUUGCCGCUAAUUCUGAUGCUAAUCUAGAUGAUAAAUCAUCAUCUUUUCCAUUUGCAACCGAAGAAGUGGGACAAUCGGAAACAUCUGACGAUUUAAAUGAACAGCGUGAGGGCAAGGAAGAACAUAAUGAAACAGAAAACCAGGGAGCACAAGAAAAUUCCUUAUUGGCUUCUUUGGUGGGCGACAAUGCCAAUAGUUUACCCUCGGUGGGUUGUGGGGCUGAAUCAGAAAAAGAACACUUCGAGAACAAGGUGCUAGAGGAGAAUUGCGAAAAAUUAGAUUCUGAAGAUUCUCUGUCAGAGCCAGCCAUAGCCGAAGAAGUACCAAAUGCUACUAGUUGCAGUAAUGAUACCAUGGUAAAUACUGAAGUAAUAUCUGAAGAUGAACUACCACCACCCAGUAAACCGGAAAUAAAUGAUGCCGAAGAGGUAUCGGACGAAGAAUUGCCAGCUCCCCAGCGAGCAGAACUGCCAGCCGAUGCCGAGGUAAUUUCAGAAGACGAAUUACCUGUUUCUACUGCAGUUGGUGAGGAUCAUAAAGAUUCGCUUACUGGUAAGAAGCGCAAAGCUGAAUUACCACCAGAUGCUGAAGUUAUAUCCGAAGAUGAAUUGCCUGCUGGUGAAAAACAUAGUCCUUCGUCAGUUAAAAGUGAAGAUCAAUCGAAUACAUCUUCAGUUAAAAAACGUAAAUCUGAACUACCUCCUGAUGCCGAAGUUAUUUCUGAAGAUGAAUUACCAGUUUCCACAGCAGUUGGUGAAAAACACAGCCUCUCGCCGUCUGGAAGUGACGAACAAACUGAUUCCUCUUCACGUAAAAAACGUAAAGCAAACAGUCGUGGUGCAUCCUCAGAGAAAAAAACCGAAGUGGAUUCCAGCAAAAAAGAUGAACAAUAUAACCCUAUGAGCCCUACCAGUGAGAGUAAUGAUUCAACGCCCGUUGAAAAGAAGGCCAAACUAGAAGAAUCCGAACACAAAGAGAAACGUAAAGAUAAGGAACGUGAAAAGGAUAAGGAUGGUAGUAGCAGCAGCAGUAGUUGUAAAGAUAAAGACAAGGAAGUCGAAAAAGAUAAAGAUAAAGACAAGGAAAAGGAACGUAAAAAACUCCCUGAUUUAGAUAAAUACUGGCGCGCCGUUAAAGACGAUCCCGCCGAUUUUACCGGUUGGACUUAUCUCCUACAAUAUGUGGACAAUGAGUCUGAUGCCGAGGCAGCACGUGAAGCUUACGAUGCAUUUCUGUCUCAUUAUCCAUACUGCUAUGGUUAUUGGCGUAAAUAUGCCGAUUACGAGAAACGUAAGGGUAUUAAGGCCAACUGCAACGCGGUCUUUGAACGUGGCUUGGAAGCAAUACCACUCUCUGUAGAUUUGUGGAUUCAUUAUUUAGCCCAUGUCAAAUCAAAUCAUAGUGAUGAUGAAGACUACAUACGUUCCCAAUUCGAAAGGGCCGUUGAGUCUUGCGGUUUUGAAUUUCGUUCGGAUAAAUUGUGGGACGCCUAUUUGAAGUGGGAAAAUGAAGGAAAACGCUAUCAAAAUAUGGUGAAAAUAUAUGAUCGUUUAAUUGCCAUUCCAACACAAGGUUAUAGUGGACAUUUUGAUAAUUUUCAAGAUUUAAUAAAUCAACACUCCAUAACCAGCACCAUUACACAGGAAGAAAUCAAGAAAAUACGUACUGAGAUAAGGGACUCUGCCGCAACGAAAUCCUCCUCACGAUCAAAAUCACGACGUGCCAGUUCUAAAGAUAAAGACACUGAAAAUAAAGAAAAAGAGAAGGAAAAACAAAAGGAAAAUGAAGAUGGCAUAGAUAAAGAUAAAGAAAAAGAAAAAACUGAUAAAGUUUCAAAUGAAGAAGUAAAUGAAAAAGUUGAUACGGAAUCAACCACUGAAGCCAUGGUUACAGAAGAUGCUACCGGAGAGGAUAUAAAAUCUCAAAAACCAACAGACGAUUUGGGUGAUUUAACAACAUUUACCGAAGAUGAAAUCCAUUCGAUUAAAGAUAAAAUCAUAUCAUUAAGGCGUAAAAUACACAAAAGCACAGUGUCAGCCAUUACGGCACGCUGGACAUUCGAAGAAGGCAUUAAGAGGCCCUAUUUCCACGUAAAGCCCUUGGAAAGAUGCCAGCUGAAAAAUUGGAAAGAUUAUUUAGACUUCGAAAUUGAAAAGGGUGAUCGCAAACGUAUUCUAGUGCUGUUCGAAAGAUGUUUAAUAGCCUGUGCUUUGUACGAUGAAUUUUGGCUUAAAAUGAUACGUUACUUAGAAACCAUAAUCGAUCAUCCAGGCAUACCGACCAUCACCAGCGAUGUCUACCGUCGGGCAUGUGAAAUCCAUCAUCCCGACAAACCCAGUCUACAUCUGAUGUGGGCAGCAUUUGAGGAAUGUCAAAAUAAUUUCGACAGAGCUGCCGAAAUCUUGGUGAAUUUGGAAAAGAGAGUGCCCAAUCUGUUGCAGGUGGCUUACAGGCGGAUCAACGUUGAACGCAGACGUGGCGAUUAUGAAAAAUGUAAAAGUUUAUAUGAACAUUAUAUAAAUACAGCUAAAAAUAAAAAUAUAGCCGGCAGUUUGGCUAUUAAAUAUGCUAGAUUUUUAAAUAAAAUUUGUCAAGAUUUAGAGGGUGGCUUAAAGGUUUUACGACAAGCGCUCGACAAGGACAGCGCUAACACACGUGUGGCCUUGCAAAUGAUCGAUUUGGCUUUGCAACGUUCCACGGUCGACGAGGACGAAGUUGUCUUGAUAAUGGAUAAAUUUAUGGCCCGAGAAAACAUAGAACCCGAACAAAAAGUCCUAUUUGCUCAGCGUAAGGUAGAAUUUUUAGAAGAUUUUGGUAAUUCGGCAAAAGGAUUACAGGAUGCACAAAGAGCUUUGCAAUUAGCUUUAAAUAAAGCUAAUGAAGCCAAAAAGAAACGUGAAAAUAGUCCUAGCCGUAAAUCUGGUCAUAAAGAUGCCUCUUCAAUUUCUGCCUCUACGCAGUCGGCCUAUAACAAUGGAUCGUCAUCGGGGACGGCCGGUUAUAAUUAUGGUUCUGGCAAUUCAUCAGCCUACUACGCCCAACCGAAUAGCAGUGCUUCAUAUCCGCAGCAACAACAAUCCUAUGACAGUUAUUACAAUCAUUGGCAGUACAAUACUGGCUAUAGCGGUUAUGGUCAAUGGAGUGGUUAUUCUAAUUACUAUUAAAAUAAAAUUAAAAACAACAACAACAAACAACUAAUUUUAUUACAUUAACAAACAACAAAUGAUUUUUUUUUUGAAAUUUAAUCUUAUAAUAAUUAUUAAAUAAUUAUAUACAUACAAAUUUUCUUUUUUUAUUAGUGUUAUUUUUCAUUUAAAUCCUAAGAUUUAGUUUCUCUUACGUUUUGCGUUGCUGACCAAGAGUAUAUAAAUAUAUAUACAAACUUAAUUAAUUUUCUCUUUAUAUAUGUUAUAUAUUAUAAUCGUAUACAUAAAACCAUUUCUAGGUCAUAUAAAUAUAAUUGUUUUAAGAUUUGUCUAUAUAUAAAAAACAAUUUCUUAUUCAUAUAUUUCAUUAUAUUUAACAAAAUAAUAAUACAUACUUAGUUGUAUUUUUUUAUUAAAUUUUAAAAUAUGUUUCUAUUUUACUGUUCUGAUCUCCCUUUCUCUGAAAGAGUGAGAAUUCAAAAGUCAUGCAGUUGUUUAAAAUUUCAUACACUUACAACAACUCCCUGUAAUGAGUGAGUUCUUUUUUAUCUGGGCAUUGUAAACACGUACAUUAACCAAAAAACAUUGAAAAAUAAAUAAUAAAAAAUACUUUGAAUGCAA
This is a messenger RNA of Calliphora vicina (urban bluebottle blowfly), 4253 nucleotides long. RefSeq names its product pre-mRNA processing factor 39 (gene Prp39). Gene Ontology annotation, cellular component: commitment complex; U1 snRNP; U2-type prespliceosome. Gene Ontology annotation, molecular function: pre-mRNA 5'-splice site binding; protein binding. NCBI's taxonomy places the organism in Eukaryota, Metazoa, Arthropoda, Insecta, Diptera, Calliphoridae. The record is from RefSeq and is a predicted model, not a curated record. The transcript has 8 exons. The coding region runs from base 72 to 3650 and encodes 1192 amino acids. Gene Ontology annotation, biological process: mRNA 5'-splice site recognition; RNA processing.